UUGGCAGGCAGGGGCCAGGUGUCCUGGAAUAAGUGCGGCCCGGGGGCAGACUGGCUGCCCGGCGGCAGGCAGAAGGUCUGCGAGCAGAUGGGGUCCGAUGUCCGAGAUCUCAACGCGCUGCUGCCCUCCGUGCCCUCCCUGCCGGGCAACAGCAACUGCACCAUGCCGGUGAGCAGCGCGGCGCAGUGGGCGCCCGUCCUGGACUUCCCCCCGGGAGCCUCGUACGGCUCGCUGGGGCCGCACUCCUUCAUCAAGCAGGAGCCGAGCUGGAACGGGUCGGACCCGCACGAGGAGCAGUACCUGAGCGCCUUCACCGUCCACUUCUCGGGCCAGUUCACAGGCACGGCCGGGGCUUGCCGCUACGGGCCCUUCGGCGCGCCGCCGCCCAGCCAGCCGCCCUCCAGCCAGGCUAGGAUGUUCCCCAACGGGCCCUACCUGCCCAACUGCCUGGAGAGCCAGCAAGCCAUCCGGAACCAGGGUUACAGCACCGUGGCGUUUGAUGGGACUCCGAGCUAUGGCCACACGCCGUCUCACCACGCUGCGCAGUUUACAAACCACUCUUUCAAGCACGAGGACCCCAUCACCCAGCAGACCUCGCUAGGUGACCAGCAGUACUCGGUGCCCCCCCCGGUGUACGGCUGUCACACGCCCACAGACAGCUGCACGGGCAGUCAGGCCCUGCUCCUCCGGACCCCCUACAACAGUGACAAUUUAUACCAAAUGACCUCACAGCUUGAAUGCAUGACAUGGAAUCAAAUGAACUUGGGAUCUACAUUAAAGGGCCAUACAGCAGGAUAUGAAAAUGAGAACCACAGUGCUCCUAUGUUAUACAGCUGUGGGGCCCAAUACAGAAUACACACCCACGGAGUUUUUAGAGGCAUACAAGAUGUCCGACGGGUGCCAGGAGUAGCUCCAGCUAUUGUCCGAUCAGCAAGUGAGACAAAUGAAAAACGUCCCUUCAUGUGUGCAUACCCUGGCUGUAACAAGCGAUACUUUAAGUUGUCCCAUUUACAGAUGCACAGCAGAAAGCACACUGGUGAAAAACCCUAUCAGUGUGAUUUUAAGGACUGUGAACGAAGGUUUUCUCGUUCAGACCAACUCAAACGGCACCAAAGACGACACACAGGUGUGAAACCCUUCCAGUGUAAAACCUGUCAGAGAAAGUUCUCCAGAUCCGAUCACCUGAAGACUCAUACCAGGACUCAUACAGGUAAAACAAGUACCACCAGCACUGAUGACCACUAGUUAACCUGUCCAGGUCUUGACCACAAUUUAUCCAUCUCACUUGGGAAUCAUACUGGCAACAGAAAACAGUGUCAAGUUUCAUAUUGUGCUAUAAAACAGUUGCUUCAAUCGUUCGUCUUCUUACAAAAGUAUUCCUUUUCUUUGGACCUGUAAGAUUUGUAUAAAAACUUUAUAGCAUAGUAAAAUACAGUUUAAAAAUAGAAGUUUUGGCCUUCUGUAGAACUGCACUGAAACCAUAAGCACAGAUAACUUUUUAGAUUAGGCUGUCAUAGACUGACUUUUAAGUAAAAGUUAACUUAGAGUUGGGGUGGCUUAUAUCAGUUCAGCAGGUUGAAAAAGACAGUCUUUCUUAGAUGA
This is a messenger RNA of Rhea pennata, 1602 nucleotides long. RefSeq names its product WT1 transcription factor (gene WT1). The record is from RefSeq and is a predicted model, not a curated record. The transcript has 9 exons. Gene Ontology annotation, molecular function: RNA polymerase II cis-regulatory region sequence-specific DNA binding; DNA-binding transcription factor activity, RNA polymerase II-specific. NCBI's taxonomy places the organism in Eukaryota, Metazoa, Chordata, Aves, Rheiformes, Rheidae. Gene Ontology annotation, biological process: negative regulation of apoptotic process; negative regulation of cell population proliferation; regulation of transcription by RNA polymerase II. Gene Ontology annotation, cellular component: nucleus. Bases 88 to 1245 code for a protein of 385 amino acids.